AUGGGCCGCAAGCUCUUCCUGAGCCAUCUGGCUGACGCCACCGACCUGGAAAUCGAGAAUAUCCACAGCAUCCAUAGCCCCGAAGAGGGUGUCGUUGCCUUCACCUAUGCCUCUCUCAACAGCCAAGUUGACCAAGUCAACAUUCAGGCUUUCGCCAAUGAUCUUGGAGAAUAUCCGGACGGUAACUCAUUUGUGUUGUGUUCAAAUGACGCCUCCCUCGAUCCCGUCGUUGGAGAAACACUGCACAAAGCCACCGAAAAUGCCCACGGCAAAUCUAUUGUCAAGCUGUUGACCGAAGUCGCGGCGCUGUUGGCAACGGCCAUGACAAAAGGUCGCAACCAAGAAGAUACCACAACCGACCAUGUGAUGGAGGACGAUGGAUUUGAUUUCGCGUUUGAGGGUGAUUCUGACGAUGAAUGUUUUGGUCUAGCUGCCCAAGGCACAAGCAGCACAGAGGUCGGCUCCAAGGACAUCAUCGACAUCGCCAGCUCGUCAGCUGAUUCGCGGGACAAAAUGGAAAAUAUACUUCCAGAUAUUCAAGCCCUCAAGCUGUCAGGCUUCCGUGUCGGCAUUUUUGGAAACAUCGCCUCCGCCGGUAUCCUAUGUGUUUCAAUCCGAGUUUCCAAACUCGGCCUCUCGGACGAAGCACUGCAGGCAUGGAAUGUGCCGCGAAAGCAUUACUUCGUGUUGCUGAUCAGAUACACGGGAGGCUAUCUGGACGCCGCCAGAGCUAUCAAGGACCCGGAUCUGGCAGGAUCCUUAGGGAUGCGAGUGGGCCUCUGUGAUCACUACAAGCCGUCCCUCCGCGCAGUCCUCGCUCUCUAUCAGUACACGAAGGCAGACAGUGCAACCUCAGCAGACGAUCCUGACGCGAAAUCAAACGAUCACCACGCAUUCCGAGCACUAUUCAUCGGCAAUGCAAUCAACCAGUUCCUCCAAGAACGGGCCCUCAAAAUCAUCUCAGCUCGGGAUUUCUAUCAGCUCAGUUGGCUCGGUGCAGAGAAGUUUAUCAACGAGAGACAAGCGACUCCUUCCUCUUCGAGUGUUGACGACAUGAAACCCUAUGACUGCAACGAUGACGAUCGCGCAAGCAAUCUUCCCCCGAUAGUCGUGGCGGACCAUAUGCGCCAAAGUCGGUCUGAGAAGCCUUCUUUGCCACUAAUCCUGAUGCAGUUUGCCCUUAGACACUUCGUUCGAUGCACAGAAUUCUGCCUCGUAUGCCAUUGCCGGGUCGACGACGGGUUCGAAGCCUUGAAACCAUACGUCUGCCUGAAGCCUCUCUGUCUCUACCAGUUUAUGUCGCUUGGUUUCGGCCCUCGCCUGGAAUGGGAAAUUAUGGGCCAACCAUACGUUGUCGACCUUCUGGUCAGCUUUUGCUAUGCAGCUGCUUCCAGUGGCAGACUCAAGGAGUUUCCUAUUGUCCAUGGUCGCGUCAAGAGUGUGGAGCUCCCUCAGGUUUGGCUUGACGCAACAAUCACUGUUCCAUCUCCGGGGCUACUUCCUAGCUUCGGCCGUGCCGCUGAAGAGUCUGGAGAAGACGACUCCUACCGCGAAGCGGAUUGCUAUCUGUACGACAAGACCUUUGAUAGCCUCGAUCAAGAACAGCAGGGAGGUGCCAUCAUGACGUUACUGGACGUCCUCCCACCUGUGAUCGAGAUGCGCCGCUCCUUGAAAAGCCAAGGACAAAGUCAAGAGCCCUGCCUCAAAGCAUGCUCUAGGCAGAUUCCAGAGCCGGCAUUGAAUCUUCUGCGUUGGAUUGUCGCCUCCAACAGGUCUUGCAUCAUGCAAGUCGACGACAUUGGCGGCGGCGACGGCGACUUAGUUUGCGGAAAGCCCGAAGACCGUGUUGGAGGAAUGGAUUCUUGGGUCCAGUUUCGCUUUGCGCAAGGAGCUCCUGACAAAGAGAAGCGAUUCAAUCGCAGCGUGAAGCAACAUGCGCAGGCCACUGGAACCAAAUACCCGACCCUUUUUGCGUGGCACGGUAGUCGAAUGGGCAACUGGCAUUCGAUCGUACGACAAGGCCUCCGAUAUGAUGAGAUCCUCAACGGCAGAUCAUACGGGCAUGGCAUCUACAUGAGCCCCCACGCGUUCGUAAGUUUGGGAUAUAGCAAGGAGCCUGUUAUUGAGUAUAGAAAGUGGCAAGGCACCGUUUUCAAAACUACCAAGGUGAUUUCCCUGCAGGAAGUUGUGAACGACCCCGCGCAAUUCACCUCUACCAACCCACACUAUGUGGUCCCCGAGGUCGACUGGGUGCAGACUCGAUAUCUAUUUGUCCAGACCAAGGAUAGACCGCUUCGUAAGGACUUGGAGAGCCAAAUCUACGAGCAGGAUCCGGAUCGACCGGCCCACAACGAAAUGGGCCAGCCGAUAACAAUCCCGAUAACCGCCAUAUCUAAGACUCGAAGACCCGGUAACACUAUUAAUACCGUCGGAACGCCUUCCGGGAAGCGUACCAAGAAACUCUCGGAAACAGACUUGGCAACGGCCGAGCAACAAGAGGAGUAUGCAGACAGUGUCGUGUCGGAUCCGGACGACCUCGCGGCGUUUCAUAUGCUCGAUCAAACGUAUGACUAUCUUGAACCUAGCAUCAAUGCUAGAAGUCUUUGCGUCAACAGCAAGAAGCGGCCAGCAGAAGCGGCAGGAGAUACCGAUUUCGUACCUGGCAAACUGGACGUUACGAAUAUCAAGUUCAUGGACCCGCCGCAGGACGCUAAUCCUAUGGCCACCAAGGCACUCAUGCGUCUACUCAAAGAUGCACUCAACACCCAGGAAACCACUCCGCCAGCCACACUCGGUUGGUACAUCGAUCGCAAUUUGAUCAGCAACAUGUACCAAUGGAUUGUGGAAUUGCACAGCUUUCCGAAAGAUCUACCAUUGGCUAAGGAUAUGAAAGUUGCGGGAGUGACAUCAAUUGUCGUGGAAAUGCGGUUCACCAGCCAAUACCCCUUCAGCCCCCCUUUCAUUCGAGUGGUCAAGCCUCGCUUUCUGCCGUUCCGCCGAGGCGGAGGCGGGAAUAUCACCGAAGGAGGUGCAAUGUGCAUGGAGGUGUUGACAAAUAACGGGUGGUCUGCCAGCCUUACAGUUGAAAGCCUCUUGCUGCAAGUGCGGCUAGUAAUCUCUGAUACAGAGCGGCCUGCGAGGCUCGCUGGUCAGCUCGGCUCUACCUAUGGUGUUGGAGAAGCAAAGGCGGCAUACAUUCGUGCGUGUCUCGGCCACGGGUGGACAAUUCCCGCCGGGUUUGAGACGAUCCAGGAGUAG
Fonsecaea erecta is the source of this 3258-nucleotide messenger RNA. RefSeq lists its product as hypothetical. Lineage: Eukaryota; Fungi; Ascomycota; Eurotiomycetes; Chaetothyriales; Herpotrichiellaceae. Bases 1 to 3258 code for a protein of 1085 amino acids. The transcript is spliced from 2 exons. Gene Ontology annotation, molecular function: NAD+ poly-ADP-ribosyltransferase activity. The record is from RefSeq and is a predicted model, not a curated record.